CCUAUGUGAUCUCACAUUGUUUGACUGCACAAAGGGGAGAUUAUUCCAGAUAGAGCUUGAGCCAGUUGGCUUGAUUUUGUUCCCCUGGAGCUUUUCUACUGCCAGAGCUAUUCUCUUGUCCCCUGCAAUUUGUGCACCAGUUUUCACAGCGCGACGCCAUGAUAUCGUGUGCUUUCGUCUCCCAGAUGUCAGGGUCAAUGUUAAAGGCUUUUAGAGACUCUUUAAAGCCUCCCACCCCUUAGCUGGCCUUAAAUGAGUUUUUUUUAGGGAUGCAUGAAUAUACCAUUCUGCAGACAUGGCCUGCCCAUCUCAAUUGAGAUUGCACCACGAUUGUCUGGAUGCUUUGCAGACCCGCUCUUCGGAAGACUUCAUUGUCAGGUAUUUUGUCUUGCAAUUUGAGAUUCAGUAUUUUUCUGAGGUAGAUCGUUUGGAAGUGGUUCAGUGUUUUUUUUUUUGUCUUCUGUAUGUUGUUCUCGUCCUGAAACAUGGCAAGCACUGUGGCCUUGGCGAUUCGUAAGUCGAUUUCAUUAUCCAUGUUAAUGUUUCGGGAGAGUCUACCGCCAAGGGAGGUAAAUCUGUACACUGCAUUCUUCUGUAUAUUGGUGCAUGGAUCUAAGUAGGUAUUUCCACAUAUAAGACUUCAUUUUUUUAAUAUUUGUAGUGAAGUUUAAACAUACUCAGGAACAUGUACAGACUUCACCAAAGAGGCGAAUCCUUGAUACACAGCUGCAGUUACAGGUUUGGGUAGCACUAAGCACCAAGCGUUUUUACACUUUCAUCCUUCUUUCUACUUCUGGUGUGUGUGCCAUCUGCCAUACGGGACCCUUCCUUUAUACUUGUUCUACAUGUGGAUCUAUCCAGUGCCACUUUUCAUUAAGUGUUAGUGUUGGUUUUAAGGAGCUUCAUGUCGCAUUGGACACAUCAUUUUCAGUUAAUAUGUACACCUUCUUUGCUAGUUGUCUUCACUUAGAGGUCAGGUGUAACAAACAAUGCUUAUCUAAUUAGAUAAACAAACAAAAAAAAAAACAAAAAAAAACAAGACUCCUCUAUCAUGCGUUCUAUGUCGUGGAUUUAGACUACUUUUUAACAAUGUUAUGUUCAUCUUAUAAAUUACAGAUAUUACUUCUAAAGAGAAAAUAAUUACGUUAUUUUUAAAUUUCGUUAUUUUUUAAUUACCUUAAUUUUUAGUCUAUGUGCGUGUUUCUGAUGCAACGAGGACUAAUGGUGAGCUGAUGGUUACAUUGUGUGGACUGAUGAAAUUCUGAUGUAACCACGAGAUGGUCUGUCGUAUUUGAAGUAACUAAAUACUGGUGUGAAGGUUGGAUAGGGAGGAACCAGCGAGAGACGUGAGAGAAAAAAGACUUGAAUAAUUAACUAUGUAAAAAGUCAGCCUAGUGCUUCCAAGUAUCUUAUUUAGCGUCCAGAUUCAUCGGAAUAAUCUUCCAGUAAAAAGUAUAAGCGUAUUCAACACAACUAUGAUGGCUUCUCUAGAUGACUUUGUUCUACAACUAAACGAUAGACUUUCCGACGCAAAGAAAGAGAACUCUUUACCCUGUUGUCUUAUAGACAGACCUGUGGAUCAAGUUUCUAACGGACGUGCAGACGAUUUCUUCACCGAGGCACAAAAACAGCAACCUAAUGACCCAACUGAUUUCAACAACUUAGACCGACCGGCAAACAAUAAAGAUGCUCUCAACCAUGAUGCGAGACUGUUCACACAAGAUGACUGCAUGCAUACUUCCACUAGUUUAAAUCUUCAAAGUACUUCAACGUUAGAAAGGACAGAUGGCAAUGUAGCAGUUGACAACACUAUCGGAGGAAACAGUUGUAACUUAGAUAGUCAAACAGAAUACAGUGUCACUUUGCAAGUUCCAGUCCAUGUUUUUGAAAUUCGAAUUGAGGUUCACCUUGAAGGCUACGACGUACUGCACACCAAUUUAUAUUGUCAACUUAUUUCUCAUAAAGAGGUGAAAAUGAGCUUCCAACAGGAUGGCCAAGAAGAUAGGAUUAAUCAGAGCCUCCAACAGGAUGGCCAAGAAGAUAGGAUUAAUCAGAGCCUCCAACAGGAUGGCCAAAAAGAUUGGAUUAAUCAGAGCCUCCAACAUUUCGACCAUCCUGGCUGCCACAGUCUGAUCUCAUUAUCCUUAAAACACUUGCCUGCUGAUGUCCAGGUUGAUUCUCUUUUGCUGUUUGUAAAACUUUUUUCAUUACUUAUUGUGAAAAUAAAUCACAGAAGAAGAUUGAGGACACAGACAGCUGCUGUUUGCGGAACAGGAUUGAUCUUUGAGAGACCAGCAGAAAUUAGAAUACAGGAAGAUACAGGACGGUGUGAAGGACAUAUUUUUAUUGCAACCAGCGAGAAUAUAAUUCCAAACGAGGCUGAAGCACGUGCUUGUGAAGUGACGUUUUCCUCACGAGCUAUGAACUAUUUUAAAGUUGGAAAACUUGCAGUAGACUCUGUUGAACACGUGAGUAAAUCAGGGGAGACAAAAACCUACCUGAAAUGUAGAACAUCUGAUAUGGCAUUCGUCAGUGUACUCAAUACGAUCCAAGAAAAGGUUAAAAUGUUAGCUAAUGAUCUCCCUUUGAGUGUCAAACAAAGGCUCACAAAGAUGGCCCUUGUUAUAAGCUAUCCUCACGGAGAUGAGAUGACCAUGUCUUACGGUGACUGUGCAGUCAUAAAGCGCAAACUCUCUGAUGAAACAGUUGACGGAAAUAGGCAUCUGUGGUUACAGAACUUGACUGCUUCCGGUUCAGAAUCACCGCACGAGACGGUACAGGUCCUGCUUCACACUGCGCCCACAUGCAUCGGAAGUCUUGGGGCGCCCAUAAUUACAUUCAAACAAAAUAUCGCCUCGAGUGUUGAACAAGAUCAAUAUAGUCUAAACAUCUGGACACAUGACGGGGUGCUAGAGCCAUCGGAGUUUGGAUGUUCAUCGAUCAAAGCUUGCACUGAAGACGAGUUGAGACUUUACUCUGGUGUGAUGGUUGCCUGUACCUCAAAUCAGCCGCAUCUGUCUAGUAUGCUGAACACGCAACACAAUGGGACGUCAAGGAUGCUAAGUACAAGACAACAAACUCAACUAGCAGAAGUGCAGAAUGCACAAGUGUCUGCACUGCAAACAGAAGUGCAGCCUCAGCAGGCGCAAGUACCAGCACUUGAAACAGAAGUACAAUCCCAGCAGACACAUUUACCUGCACUUGAAACGGAAGUAGAAUCCCAGCAGACACAUUUACCUGCACUUGAACCGGAAGUACAAUAUCAGCAGACACAAUUACCUGCACUAGAAACGGAAGUACAAUAUCAGCAGACACAAUUACCUGCACUUGAAACGGAAGUAGAAAUCCAGCAGACACAAUUACCUGCACUUGAAACGGAAGUAGAAUCCCAGCAGACACAGUUACCUGCACUUGAAACGGAAGUACAAUAUCAGCAGACACAAUUACCUGCACUUGAAACGGAAGUAGAAUCCCCGCAGACACAAUUACCUGCACUUGAACCGGAAGUACAAUAUCAGCAGACACAAUUACCUGCACUUGAAACGGAAGUAGAAUCCCAGCAGACACAAUUACCUGCACUUGAAACGGAAGUACAAUAUCAGCAGACACAAUUAACUGCACUUGAAACGGAAGUAGAAUCCCCGCAGACACAAUUACCUGCACUUGAACCGGAAGUACAAUAUCAGCAGACACAAUUACCUGCACUUGAAACGGAAGUAGAAUCCCAGCAGACACAAUUACCUGCACUUGAAACGGAAGUAGAAUCCCCGCAGACACAAUUACCUGCACUUGAAACGGAAGUAGAAUCCCAACAGACACAAUUACCUGUACUUGAAACGGAAGUAGAAUCCCAGCAGACACAGUUACCUGCACUUGAAACGGAAGUAGAAUCCCAGCAGACAGAGGCGUAUCAACUAGACUUACAACAAACACAGGAGACGUUACAAGAAGUCCGACAAAGUGGACCUCAUCAUCACGACCUUCUUCGUCCCAACUUUAAUAAUCGAACUGAUAGAAAGGACGCAGGCCCGAACCUUGCCAUACAGCCGCCAUCGUAUCCAGCGUAUAUAAGGUUUGAAAAACGUUUGGAAAGUUUCGUCGGAUGGUUGUCAGGAAACAUUCUCUCCCCUGCAACGUUGGCGAGAAACGGAUUUUUUUACGCUGGUUACAGUGACUGUGUGAGAUGUUACUAUUGUGGUAUCGGUUUGAAGUCUUGGAAACUGGGAGACGAUGUGGUGACAGAACAUCAGAGGUUCAGACCCAAUUGUCAUUUCCUGAUCAAACUGUUAGCGUCAGAUUUCAAUGUCAGGCCUGGGGGGUUUCAAAUGCCAUCACAGGAGACACUGGACUCUCACGAGUCACAGGAGUCAGCAGGUAGUAUCGACCAGAAGUCUGAAGCAGGGGAGAUAAACUCAAAAUCUACAGACCAAACCAGUAGUUCAUUGAAAACAGAGAGGACUGCAAUGAGUGAAGGUGGACCUCAGGCUGUGCAAGACAUAACAGUGAGAUUACUUCAAGAAGAAAAGAAAAGACUCGAGGCGUUGAUGCAGUGUAAGGUCUGCUCCAAGAAUCCCAUCAAGUCUCUGUUCUUACCGUGCGGUGAUCUCUAUGCCUGCCAGGAAUGUUCCGGAAACCUCUCCCAUUGUCCUCAAUGCAACAAGAAAAUACUGGCGACUGUCACAACAUAUUUCAGGCGCCCCAGAGUCCACCCAGUUUACAUGACAUUGGCUGGAGAAAAGUAAAGGCGAUUGGUCGUUGUGCUCGUCACAUAUCACCCUCGUUAACAGUGAGCCACAGAAACAGAUGACCAUUACGUCAUCUGCCCUUUAGAGUUCGCAAAGUUUGAAAGGGGAACAUUACUAGAUUAAACAUAAACAAAUUCG
This is a messenger RNA of Biomphalaria glabrata, 4883 nucleotides long. RefSeq lists its product as uncharacterized. Gene Ontology annotation, cellular component: spindle microtubule; cytoplasm; nucleus. Bases 1476 to 4742 code for a protein of 1088 amino acids. The transcript has 11 exons. NCBI's taxonomy places the organism in Eukaryota, Metazoa, Mollusca, Gastropoda, Planorbidae. Gene Ontology annotation, biological process: regulation of cell cycle. The record is from RefSeq and is a predicted model, not a curated record.